GCAUUGAGAAUCCAUAGAAAGAGAAGGGAAGACCGAAGCAAGUAUUCAGAACUUUGAAAUGAGCCCGAAGCGAUCUGAGCAUGUCUGGGGCUGUUUCCUGCUUCUUAAUUAAAAAAAUAAGCUUUGGCAGCUUACUCAGAGGAGGUGAAAAGCCUCUCGGGUGUUACUCUCUCCGCGCUAAAGAUACAGCAGCUUUGAGAAAGCUUAUACUUGUCUAACCUAUGUUUCAAGUUGCUGCCAGAUCUCAGAAAGUGCUGGUGGAUUAGAUACUUUGGGGAUUUGAUGCAUUAUUUCCUUCUCCUUGUGGGAUACUAUAUUAUGAAGAAGGAUUAAGAGAAGAAUUUUGAUCUACAAUCAUGACUGAAGAAAAAAAUCUGGGGGUGUCUCAGACUGCCUUGUCACCUUCAAGAAGUACUAGCAGCUGUUCUUCUAAACAAGGAAGUCGGCAGGACAGCUGGGAAAUCAUAGAAGGACUUCGCGGAGUCAUGAGUUGCACCCAGGAACCCCAGAAGCAGGAAGGCUACUUGCUGAAAAAAAGGAAAUGGCCUCUGAAAGGUUGGCAUAAGAGAUGGUUCUUUCUGGACAAAGGAAUUUUGAAAUACGCUAAGAAUCCAGCCGAUAUAGAGAAAGCGAAGUUGCAUGGAUGUAUAGAUGUUGGCCUUUCGGUGAUGUCUGUGAAGAAAUCGACUAAAUGUAUAGAUUUAGAUACUGAGGAACAUAUUUAUCAUUUGAAGGCAAAAUCUCAGGAAGUAUUUGAUGAAUGGGUAGCAAAACUGCGUCAUCAUAGAAUGUAUCGUCAAAAUGAAAUUUCCAUGUUUCCAUAUGAUAUCAACAAUCAUUUCUUCUCAGCUUCAACAUCUAUUGCAGAUUCAGUAACUGGUCUUUUGGAAUCAACAGCAAACAAAAAGAGAGGCAGCAUGACACAGCAAAAUUCAGUGCAGGCGGGAAGUCCUAUGUCAUUCCCUUGUUUAAACGAAUCAAGAAUUCCAACUUGUUUGCAGUCAUCUGAAGAUAUGGAAAGAUGUUCAAAAGACCUUUCCCAUUGUCAGAACUAUCUCUUGGAGAUGAGCCAGCUUUUACAAAGCAUGGAAGUUCUCCAUAGGACAUAUUCGGCGCCUGCCAUAAAUAUUCAGCAAGGUCUCCUUUUUGAAAGUCCCAAAAAAGAAAAAAGAACACACAGACGAUGGCGUUCUAGAGCUCUUGGUAAAGAUGCUAAAGGGAUGUUGCAGGUACCAGCUGUUCUUUCUGCUCCACUAAGGCUGCAUGCUUCAAAUCCUAAUUUAUCUACAUUAGAUUAUGGAGAUGAAAAAAUGUAUUCAAAUGGUUCUGAGGUGACAUCAGAAUUUUCUAAAAUGCAAGAGGACUUGUGUCACAUAGCUCACAAAGUGUACUUUACCUUAAAGUCAGCUUUUAGUACGAUUUCAACAGAAAGAGAGAAGCUGAAGCAGAUGUUUGACCAUGAUUCAGUCGCAUCUCCAUCUGCUCAGAUAAUUGGACUGAAGAAUGCCUUAUCAUCUGCCAUAGCACAAAACACAGAUCUUAAAGAACGGUUAUGCAGAAUACAUGCCGAAUCUAUGCUCCUUGAUUCAGCUGCUAAUGCAAAUUCAAGCCCUGAUUUUGUAAAGGAAAAUUCUGAACAUCAAAACAGGAGUCUGGUUCACCAAAUAUCCAAUGAAAGCAGACUAUCAAUAACAGAUUCCCUCACCGAAUUUUUUGAUGCACAGGAAGUUCUGCUGUCUGCCAGUUCUUCAGAAAAUGAGGUAUCUGAUGAUGAUUCAUAUGCCAGUGAUAUAAGUGAUAAUAUUUCCGAAGACAACCUAAGUAACGACAUAGAGAAUGAAAGGCAAACACUUGAUUGUGUCCCAGAUGGUAUUGUGGAAUGCCAUUCAAGGAGGAGGACACGUUUACCAGCCUCAUGCCCCAAUACAAGUAACAUCAGCCUCUGGAACAUUCUACGGAAUAAUAUAGGAAAAGAUCUCUCCAAGGUGUCAAUGCCUGUUGGGCUGAAUGAACCUUUGAACACUUUGCAAAAGCUUUGUGAGGAACUGGAAUAUAGUGAAUUGCUGGAUAAGGCAGCAUUUACACCUAAUCCCUUUGAAAGGAUGGUUUAUGUGUCUGCUUUUGCAGUCUCUGCCUAUGCAUCUAGCUACUACAGAGCUGGAAGCAAGCCAUUCAAUCCUGUGCUUGGAGAAACCUAUGAAUGUAUCCGUGAAGAUAAGGGUUUCCAAUUUUUUUCUGAACAGGUCAGUCAUCACCCAGCUAUAUCUGCAUGUCAUGCUGAAUCUGAUAACUUUAUAUUUUGGCAAGAUAUCAGAUGGAAAAAUAAAUUCUGGGGAAAAUCCAUUGAAAUAGUACCAAUUGGCACAACACAUGUAAUUUUGCCAGGUUUUAAGGACCAUUAUGAAUGGAAUAAAGUAACAUCUUGCAUUCAUAAUAUUUUAAAUGGACAACGAUGGAUAGAACACUAUGGAGAGAUUAUAAUCAAGAAUCUGAAUGAUGAUAGCUGUCACUGCAAACUUACUUUUGUAAAGACUAAAUAUUGGAAUCGCAGUGUUCAUGAUAUUGAAGGCAAUGUUUUGGACAAAAAUGGAAAAGUAGUACAUCGACUUUUUGGAAAAUGGCAUGAAAAUAUUUAUUGCGGAACACCAUCUUCACCAAACUGCAUCUGGAGAGCAAAUCCAAUGCCUAAAGACUAUGAACAAUGGUAUGGUUUCACACAGUUUGCAUUAGAAUUAAAUGAAUUCGAGUCCAUCAGUAGACCACUGUUACCACCUACUGAUACCCGAUUUAGGCCAGAUCAAAGGUUCUUAGAAGAAGGAAAUAUUGAAGGAGCAGAAAUACAAAAACAAAGAAUUGAAGAGCUGCAGAGAGCACGGAGGAAAGUUCUAGAAGAAAGCAAUAUAGAACAUCAUCCUAGAUUUUUCAGGAAAUCUGCAGAUGACUCUUGGGUAAGCAAUGGAACUUACCUGGAACUUAGAAAAAACCCUGGAUUUUCCAUGCUGGAUAAUCCUGUGUUGUGGUGAAAAGAAUCAAGUGAAGAGGACCUUUAACAAUCCUUUUCUGUUUAUAAGGAAGAAAAUGCUGCAUAUAAUUUUGUUCUUAUAGACUAUUACUUAAGACUUUGGCAUGCAUGUAUAUUUACUUCAUUCUGUUUCUCUUCUAUUUCAAAAUUAUUAUUUUUUAAAAGUUAUGAAAACUAAUUUUCUUUAUAUAUAAAUUAAUGAUUACUAAAUGUUAUUUUUAAAUGGAGACAAAAGAGAGAUUAACACUAUUUUUCCAAAGGAUGCUGCAAGUAAGAUUUAAUGCCUUAUAAAGUUGUGUGACAAAUAUUACGAGUCAGUAGCAUUUAGCCGCACAAACACAAGCAAAUAGCUGACACUGAUUCCUCAGCAAGGCAGUACCAAAGCUGCUGUUUAUUUAUUAUGUCUGAAUUUAAACACUGGACUAUUUUUCAACAGAUUCGAUACCUUAACAUUGUAUCUAAUUAAAAAAAAAAUCAAGAAAUAAUAUAAGUGGUAGUAGUAUUAGUAAUGCUACUGCCUUAUAAAAAAGAUAAAGAACUUUGGGAAGUUCUCUUACGACUUGGUGAAAUGAACUUAAAACUGUUGAAGAAUUGAAGAGUUUAGCAGAACUUUAACAGAAGAGAUUCCAAGAAAAUUGUGUACCAAAUUUUUAUCAUAGGAUGUAUAUGGAUAAUGCUGUAUAGAAAGCCGCUGCAACUCCUUUGAAAGAGAUACUUUAAAAAGCAUACAAAGCACCUCUUUAGAGUAGUUGUGUCUUUUUUCUUCUUCUUCUCAGCUUGUGUGGUUGCUUUGGGAAGUUGUUUCAAGCUGCCUUCAUGUGCAUGGAUGCACAGACAUUUUACUUCAUAUGGAGAGAGCCAUGUAAGUGGAAAAAGGCAUGGCUGCUUGAGUGAUUCAUCAGUACUUUCUAUACACACACACACACACUCUCUCUCUCUCUCUCUCUCUCUCUCUCUCUCUCUCUCUCUCUUCUGAAAGUCUUAAAACUCUAAAAACAUAGAAAAAUACCUCCUCCAUUCAAUCCCAUUCCUUGAUGUUCUCGUUAUGCUACUAGGCAGACUCCUGUGACUUUCCAGAAGCUCGGGAGAUGAAAUAUAUAAACCUGAACUUUCAAACAAUGCUCCUAUCUAAUCUAGAACUUGGGUAAAAAUGAUCAAAUGAAAUAAUCUGACAUAAGUACUGACAGAACUUUUUAGAUUCACUCUAGACUUUUCUCUUUAAAAAGUAAUUAAGACAAUAUAAAAAUCCUUCAUUUUAACAAUUUGCAAAGCAAUUAUGUUAAAAGACAAAUGUUUUUCUAAUACUAUAUUUUGGUAUUUUCUACCUCUUCUAAAUAGCUUGUUUAAUAUCUUGUAUUUAAAAAAAAAACCAUCUGCCUUAGAUAAACAUUUGAAAAUAUAUGACCUUGCUUUAAAUCUAGAUAUCAGUGUGAUAUCUGUCUUGUACUAAAUGGUUACAUGUUUUCCAGUAUCUUGGUUUAUAUUGUAAUAUGUUCAUUAACAGACUUAGCCAGUAUCAGAAAUAAACAAAAACAGCAUUCUGGAAUAAAAUUGACCACCUUUUGUUUAUUAAAUUAAUUUUAUUUUAGUAUCAUACAUGAUAUUUUAAAAAUUAUUGUCUCGACCCUGACGUUUUGUAUACAUUUUGUAGUCUGCAAACCAAGGAAUAAUGUUGGCAUACAGUGCUGAAUACUUUUGUUGGCAAAAUAUUUGUUACAAUUUAUCAAUAUGUAGGAUAAAUCCAUUGAUUUCAAAUAAUGCACAGAAAAUUACUGCAUUGCCCCAAACCAUUUCUAUGGAACACCUAGCUUGGGGCAAAUGUCUCAGCCUUAAUAUUUGGAGAAAAUAAGCAGGUGGAAGGUUUGUCUAGUAUCUGACAAUUUUGCACUGAGAUUAUCAGCAAUUCUCUUUUUAUAGCAGUAAUCCAGAUCAUCUUAUAACAUUGGUACAGAAAUAACUCGUACACAAAUUCAGUUUCAAACAAAAUGUGCCCAACUAUUUUAUUGGCUAUAAACUACAGCAAUGGAAAAUCCAUGUCUCUAUAAUCUCUUAAGGGCCUGCAGCCUACACACACAUAUGCACAUGUGGAUUAGGGACAUAGGUUUGCCAUCCAUGUUGCAAUUAUAAGUAGUGCUUUGUUUUUGAGUAUGCAACUGUUAAUCUAAAAUUAAAAUGUGAAAAUAUAAUAUAUUAUACAAAUACUUGAAACAUUCACAAAUACAAAUUUUGAAAAAAAAAAGUUCUAAAACAUGAAAAACUGAAAUUUUGAUUUGAUCUUAAAAUUAUGAGACAUUACAAUAUGAAAUUCAAAUUGGAUUCUUAGAAAUAGGAGAAACUACAUUCUCAAUUUUCUGAAGUUCAGAAAUCUUGAAGUACGACAUUUGAGAUAUGCAUUUUGGUAUAAUAAUUUAAAAUUCAAAGAAAUUGUUGGUAGAACAUUUCAUAUUACUGGGACUACUAUGAAAAAGAAAAUCUUAAAAGGCAUAACUGUACUUUCUUAACCAGACCAUGAAUCUGCAAGCAGCACUUAAAAUGUUUGCAUGUUCAGUGAGGCUCAUUUGGGAGAAUAAAAUUAUUAUCUAUGCCUCCAGGCAACUGGUUGACAUAUUUAAAUGUUCAAAACUGCAAAUUUGAAAAAUUAGUUCACUUGAAAUUUAGAAAUAAUUCAACGUUCUAAUACUUCAUCGAUUUUUAAUAUUUUGGCCAUUGUAGCAUUCAUUAGAUGUACUUUAUAUCCACUUGUACUAAUGAUUCCUUCAUGUGAUAUUGUUGCCAAUUACUUGUGAUUGAGUUUGUAGUGGUUAUUCCAAUCUUUAAUAAAUAUUGAAGACAUUAUCUAAAAUGAAUGCUAUUAAAUAAUUAUUUAAACUGAAAGGCUGGAUGAAAAACCUAAACAGCACAAUUUUGCAAAAACAAAAUAAGGGUCUAUAUGGUGGUAACGCAAGCUUGAUCCUACACUCAGAUCAUGCCAAAUAGCAUGCCCAGAUCUAAAUGUGUCUUUCCUUUUUAUGCUUGUCCUUUUAGCCAAUACUUUUUGAAAUCUAGAACACAUAGGGACAUUCCUAAGUUUGCUGCAGAGAGAACCCACCCCCUGACUCUGAUGUCACUACCAACAACCUGGUGCUUGCAUGCAACAAGCAGAGAACAAAUUCAGUUCCUCUGCAGCCAUUGAAAAGUAGCAUUUCCUCCAAUUGCACAUUCACAUUGAGAGUAAAUGCAAUUUCUUAUGCAUUCUCUACCCUAAAUUUAGAGGGUGAUUGUAUGCUUCCUGUUUUUCUGCUCAUUGUUUAGCUAGCAUUAAUUCCAUUUCUGAAAACAUCAUUAUUUAAAAAGGUGGAGCAAAAGCAGAUUAGAUAUACAAUUCCUUAGAAAUUAUUUGAAGCUUGCACAAGUGUGAUUCACAAGGUUCAGAAUCCUAACUUCAAAACCAGUCCUGCAAAUAAUACAGUAGUAAUAUACAGUAUUGGCAUACAUGCUUCAUUUUAUUAUUAUUAUUAUUUUGUGGUAUACAUGCAGUUGUGUGUAAUUCUUUUUUCCAAAAUUUCAUUGUUUCAGAACUAUUAAGAUAUUUACUUUCUGAAAAUAAACUUCAACGAAACAAUAUAUUUUAAACUAAACAUGCUUAGAAAUGCUUGAGUAGCAGCAAAGCUGUUUCCUUUCAAAGUUAACAGUAGCACUCCACCAUAAAAUCAAUAGUUAAUGUUUUCUAAGUAUCAAAUUCUACACUAAAUUGGUGCAAUUUUCAAAUCUGAGCACUUGCAUUAUUUUAUGGAUGGAAUGAUUUAAAAUUAAUUGUUUAAAAUGGUUUCCACUUUAAACUCUUUGGACUGCAAUGAGAAUAUUGCAUUUCUUUUAAAAUAGGAUCAUUUGGAUGGAAUAAUUUUAACGUACAUCAAACUCAUUGGGCUGCACCUUGAUUUUAUUCAUAGUUGAACAAAUAUCACUCUAAUCUGAAAAUUGGGUUAGUCAUAACUCAAUUCUAUUGAUUUCACUAAAUCAAUAGUGUAAGUUUGAAUUACCGUAUUUUUCGGACUAUAAGACGCACCUAAAUUUAGAAGAGGAAAAUCAACAAAAAAAAGUUUUUGGCCUCCACACAUCCCAUUUUUGGGCCUUUUCCAGGGAUUUCAGCAAUAUUCAGUCUAUAAGAAGCACAGACAUUUUUACCCCUUUUGGGAGACAAAAAAAAGUGUGCCUUAUAGUCUAAAAAAUUUGGUAAUCUUGAUAGGAACUGUCAAACUGCACUUCACCACAAAGAGUAUUAUUCUGAACCAGCAGUGAAAUGCACUUACCUUCACUAUCAGUUUGGAAAUGUGUGUACUCGCGUGCGCCUCUUCUGCACAUGUGCAGAGCUUUCUGCACAUGUGCAGAGGGUCAAAAAUGGAACGUAAUGACAUCUCAGUGGGUGGGCGGAGCCUCCCGCCGCCGGCCCUACCAGUUUGCACAAGCCGGAUAGAUCUGGGUGGAUUUCACCGCUGUUCUGAAUCAUCUGUGUUCUGCAUCCAAAUAAAAACUUUCAUAUUUGGAAUUGAUGGAAUUUUAACAUACUGGAUAUGUAAAAGGUCCUUACAUUUUAUUUACUUAAAUAUUUAUAUUGUAGAAAAUUAAAUUACACAAUGUAAGCAAAUGAAGUGAGGUUUUCUAAUUUAGAUAAUUUAGUAAUGGCAUUCUUGUACUUGGAUUAUUAUUAUUUUUUUUUUGACAUCUAUAAGUUUUAAAAGGGCCAUUCAACUUGUGUGAAGAAGGUAGUGUAUGAUAAAAUCUGCAUCCAUUUUAAGAUUAUAAAUGAAGCAGAAAAAGAAUGUAAAUUAACUUUGGAAUUUUCAGUAAACCGCAAUCUUUAUUAGUUUCUUCCUUAAAAAAAUAUUUUCAAGUUCUCAUUCAAAGAUCAACAAACCUAUAGUUCUUCUUUCUCUAUAAUUACAUUAGUUCUUAUGUCGAUUUCUGUUUUUAAAUGUUUUAGAAUCUUGUUAGGGUGAAGUAUUUAUCCCGUAUCUCCUUAAUUCUCAUAUAUUCAUGCAUGCUUGAUCCAUUCUACUUCAAUAUUAAUUGUUCAAAUUAAUAUCAUGCUAUGUUGAUUUUAUAUUGGGAGGAUAUUAACCUGUUGAUGGAUUAUCUUGCGAUUAAAAAUAAUCUCAUUAAUUGCUGCAUCCUGUGAUUUUUUUUAAGUUGCAGUUGUCUUCCAGGUUUUCUUAUUAUUCAAUGAAAGAACUCCUGAUCUGACAAUAGAUUUUAUCUCUGUACCCAUGUUGAUUAUUAAUAAAUAUUUAACAUCUCAAGAA
This is a messenger RNA of Pantherophis guttatus, 8301 nucleotides long. It is a transcript of the gene OSBPL3, whose product is annotated as oxysterol binding protein like 3. Gene Ontology annotation, molecular function: cholesterol binding. Gene Ontology annotation, cellular component: cytosol; nuclear membrane; perinuclear endoplasmic reticulum. Lineage: Eukaryota; Metazoa; Chordata; Lepidosauria; Squamata; Colubridae. The record is from RefSeq and is a predicted model, not a curated record.